AUCGCUCGGGAAGCAGUUUUCGAAGUUGCCGCUCGGAGCGUCGUGCGCAUGCGCACGGCGCGGUGGCAACGUUUCUCGCGCGAGGUACGUCUCCAAACGUGUUCGAUCGUUUAUUGGGACGUCCGUUCUCGCGAACCGGCUCCGAACAAUCCGGUUUUGCCGAAUUUUCCGAAUGUGUUCGAGAGUUAGCGUCUCGUGGCCGCGAUGAACGCAGCGACGAGAACGCACGAGAGCGCGAUCCUGCCGACACGUGUUCGUGCCAUCGAUCGUCUCUGAAUUUUUCCCCUGGAAAUCGACCCUGGACACGAAAGAACGUGCAUUCGGCGACCGAAGGGGAGACCCGGUUUGCGCACCGCACCAUCAUCAGAGAUCAUCGCAUUUUCGCAGAGAGAAGAGAAAAGAGCGAACGAGAUAAAAACGUGAGAAGAGAUACGAGGCGAAAGAGACGAAGGAGAAGAAACAUCAAGAAGGGAAGCAGCCGAAGCGAACGGAAAAGAGAGAACAUACAUUGGACGAAGGGUGUGGCGCCCCCUUGCAGAGCCACGGCCCUGUGCGAAAUCCGCCGCUAGUCGCAGGAAGCUCGAGCGGUGAGCCGCGGAGAGAGAGGCGGGAGGACGAGGUAGAUUGGGAAGGACGUGGUUGGAGGGGGACCGUGGGGAGCUUCCGUUUAUCUGCGAGGUCGAGAAGGCUGGUCGAGAGCGUUCGUUCGUCGACAGUGCUGUUGAAAAACACGAUGAAAAUGGCGUGGCAACCGCAGGAGGAAGGACUCAGGCAAAUCCUCACGCUGCUCAAGGAGUCGCAGAGCCCGGACACAGCGACUCAACGGGCGGUGCAAUUAAAACUGGAAGAGCUGAAUAAAUUUCCAGAUUUCAACAAUUACCUAAUUUUUGUUUUAACGAAACUCACAUCGGAAGAUGAACCUACUAGGUCUCUGAGUGGACUGAUAUUGAAAAAUAAUGUGAAGACUCAUUUCCAUAAAAUUAUGCCAGAAGUCAUAACUUUCAUUAAGCAAGAAUGUCUGUUGGCUGUGGGAGAUCCAUCACCUCUGAUCCGUGCGACUGUUGGUAUUUUGAUCACUACUGUUGCAUCAAAAGGUGAACUGACCACUUGGCCAGAAUUAUUGCCAGCAUUGUGUCAAAUGUUGGAUUCAGAGGACUACAAUGUGUGCGAGGGAGCAUUCGGUGCUUUGCAGAAAAUAUGCGAAGACUCUACUGAAAUAUUAGAUUCGGAUGCCCUCAAUCGCCCUCUGAACAUCUUAAUUCCAAAAUUCCUCCAUUUCUUUAGACACUCGAGUCCGAAAAUUCGCUCCCAUGCGAUAGCAUGUGUCAAUCAGUUUAUCAUUCAACGUACGCAAGCGCUUAUGAUACAUAUAGACAGCUUCUUGGAGAAUCUCUUCCACUUAGCUUCGGACGAUGACUCUGAAGUCAGAAAGAAUGUGUGCAGGGCGCUAGUGAUGUUGCUGGAAGUGCGAAUUGAUAGACUAAUACCAAAUAUGCACUGUAUAAUAGAGUACAUGCUAAUGAGAACUCAGGAUGCCGACGAGGGAGUCGCAUUAGAAGCUUGUGAGUUUUGGUUGUCAUUGGCAGAGCAACAAAUCUGUAAAGAAGCUCUCGCACCACACCUGACACGACUAGUACCAAUCUUAGUGAGAGGUAUGAAGUACUCGGAAAUAGACAUAAUACUCCUCAAAGGGGACGUUGAGGAAGACGAAAUGAUACCAGACAGGGAGGAGGACAUCCGACCGAGAUUUCACAAAUCAAAGACGCAUCACUCGCAUCAUGCUAACAUGAACAAGCACAUCGAUGAGAACGGCGAUGACGAGGUAUUGGACGUCGAGGACGACGAUUCAACUCUUAGUGAUUGGAAUUUAAGGAAGUGCUCCGCCGCUGCAUUAGAUAUGCUAGCAAAUGUUUUCCGAGAAGAUUUGUUGCCGGUUCUUGUACCGAUCUUGAAGGAGACUCUUUUUCAUCAAUCUUGGGAAAUCAAAGAAUCUGGUAUUUUGGCGUUAGGGGCUAUUGCUGAAGGUUGUAUGAGCGGCAUGAUUCCUCAUUUGUCCGAGCUCAUCCCUUAUUUGAUUAGCUGCCUUAGCGACAAAAAGGCUCUCGUGCGUGCCAUAACUUGUUGGACAUUAAGUCGCUACGCGCAUUGGGUUUGCGCGCAGCCUCAUGAGACACAUCUGAAACCUUUGAUGACUGAAUUGCUCAAACGAGUUCUCGACAGCAAUAAGCGUGUCCAGGAAGCUGCAUGCUCUGCCUUCGCUACUUUAGAGGAAGAAGCCUGCACGGAAUUGGUUCCUUAUCUUGGAUUCAUUCUCCAAACGCUCGUCUUUGCCUUCGGUAAAUACCAACAUAAGAAUCUUUUAAUAUUGUACGACGCGAUUGGCACGCUCGCCGAUUCUGUUGGUCACCAUCUCAAUAAGCCGGAUUACAUCAAUCUUUUGAUGCCACCGCUCAUCAACAAGUGGAACGUACUGAAGGAUGAGGAUAAGGAUUUAUUCCCGUUGCUAGAAUGUUUGUCGUCAGUAGCAACCGCGUUGCGCUCGGGUUUCUUACCCUAUUGUGAACCUGUUUAUAGGCGGUGUGUGUCGCUGGUAGAACAGACGUUGAAUCAACACAUAGCAAGCACGCAGAGCCCCGACCAAUUCGAAGCACCCGAUAAGGAUUUUAUGAUUGUUGCAUUGGAUCUUCUGAGCGGAUUGGCAGAGGGUCUGGACGGUCACAUGGAACGUUUAGUGAUGAACAGUAACGUUAUGCAAUUGCUGUAUCAGUGCAUGCAAGAUACUAUGCCCGAAGUCAGACAAAGCAGCUUCGCCUUGUUAGGAGAUCUCACUAAGGCCUGCUUUCAACAUGUGCUCCCAUGUAUACCGGAAUUUAUGCCUAUUCUCGGACAAAAUUUGCAUCCACAGUUCAUAUCAGUAUGCAAUAACGCGACGUGGGCGAUCGGUGAAAUAUCGAUAAAACUUGGGCCUGACACAAGCGCGUAUAUUCCAUUAAUUUUGACACAACUUAUCGAAAUAAUUAAUCGACCAGAUACACCAAAAACACUGUUAGAAAAUACCGCCAUUACGAUCGGUCGCCUAGGUUAUGUGUGUCCCCACGACGUCGCCCCCAUGUUACAGCAGUUUGUCCGACAGUGGUGCACUUCGUUGCGAAGCAUAAGAGAUAACGAAGAGAAGGAUUCCGCGUUCAGAGGUAUGUGUCAAAUGAUCACUGUCAAUCCGGCUGGCGUCGUCCCGGAUUUCAUCUUCUUCUGCGACGCUGUGGCGUCCUGGUCGACACCGAAGGAGGAUCUAAAGGACAUGUUUCAGAAGAUACUGCUCACAUUCAAGAAUCAAGUGGGUGCGGAAAACUGGAAACGUUUUGCCGAUCAGUUUCCACCGCAGCUUAACGAGCGGCUGCAUAAUAUGUACGGCGUCUGAGCAGCUCCGUCUAAAAGCGAAGGCCGCUUAAUGCAGCAGGCCGAACGGGGUUGGGCGGGAAACAAUGGGCGGAUGGGACGGGUGGGUGAAACCACGGCCUCUUCUCAUCAACAUCGUUGUCGUUACCGUAUCGUCGUCGUCGUCGUCGUCGAUGUUGUGUCCGUCGUCGUCGUCGUCGUCAUGUUUUCGGGGAGGGUGAUGAGAGAGAUGCAUGCGCUGUCUUCGGCCACAAUAUGGGAGCAACGAAGGCAGAAAUACGCGUGAUGGGGAGAAAAAGAAACAAAACAAGGGAGUAAAGAGGAUCGAAGUAAAAUGAGAACGACAUGAGAUAAGCAUUGGCCGACAAGUUGAAAAACGCGUGGGUGGGCGGGGUGGGGUAUCUUCUUUCGGGGUGGGAGGGAGGAAUUUUGUGGUAAUCAUCGACCACAACUUACAAGAGGCGAGAGAGAGAGAGAGAGAGAGAGAGAGAAAGAGAGGAAAGCAAAGAGAAAAAGAACAAAAGGUAUCGUAUUGAAACAACGCUACGCAACGUAUCGCACUCAGUGAUACCUUAAAGUAGUGACAUACAUGCUCCGUUUCCAUUAACGCUAUCAUAACACUGCGACAAGUGUUUGAUUCUCGCGUAUUGAAACGUGACAACACAAGAAUGUGCUGGUGCAAACGGUCAACUUGUAGCCCAGCUCUAAAAAACGUAGAUGGUAGAAUACAUAAUAUUAUAUUAUCGAGAAACCAACUCUCGCGCGCACACACACACACACGCGCACACACACACAUACACACACACACACACACACGCACACAUACACAUACACACACAUUGAGAUGAUUAGACGAUGUUUAAGAGGUAAGCAUAGAUCUCACGUUAUAGAGAUCGCCGGACACUGUGAUCGAAAAUUUGUACGUAUUAGAUAUCGAUCUUUUCUUCUCUUCUUUUUUCUUAAGAGGGAGAGAGUGGGAAAGGAUAUGAGGGAGGAGAGAGAGAGAAAGAGAGAAGAGAGAGAGAGAGAGAGAGGAUACGAGGAAGAGAAAGAGAGAUCGAGAGAAAGAUGGUGAACGAGAUAUGAGCAUUCUACUUGAAUGUGUUUGUAGAAUUUUAGAGUCAAGCUAGUAAUUACACUUAUUUGAUAAAGAUACAAAGUUAGAGUAUGUUAUAUAGAAAUUUCGUAGUGUACAGAAGGUUUUUCGAGAAUAUUGUAUUUUUAUACGUUGAAGAACACACACACAAAGAGAUACGCAGAAAGUGCCAUUCCGUCGUCGUCUUUAACCAAAAUUUUUCUGCUUAUUUUAUUCUUCUUACUGAUUGUGAUAUUAGGUUAUGUGAUAACUCUUUGUCAUCAUAUAAAACAUUUGAAAUAUAUAUUAUAUAUAUAUGUACGUACGUAUGUAUGCGCGCGCGCGUUUAUGCACGCAUAAACGCGUGUGUUGCGCGCGCGCGCGCGCGUAUACGCAAGUUAUGCUAUAUGUACGUGUAUCCAACAUGAUAUUUUAACUCACAGACCAUUUUGUGAUCACUUUUUUGUUAAACAUAUUAAAAUUAGUAUCAUAUUAGCAUUAGUGUAAAUAGGUAAAUACAUUUUAGAAUGGACGUUUUUGUUAUCAAUUAUAGAUAUCAAAUCCUUGUUUAUAUGUGUAUAUAUACUUAAAUAUAUAUAUAUAUACAUAUAAAUAUAUAUAUAUCUCUCAAGUCUCUCGAGUUGUGACAUUGUUCAAUCACAGUCAUCGGUAAUGAUUAACAGAUACGAUCCACAGAGUCACGGAUCUAUGACGUGAAAUCUAUGGCGACGUUAACUUUUAUUUAUGCGGUAAAAUGAUCUCGAUGUUUCAUCUUCGAAGAAAAUAUUGCGUUAAAAUUGAAAAAAAAAA
Molecule: messenger RNA, 5281 nt
Organism: Harpegnathos saltator (Jerdon's jumping ant)
Lineage: Eukaryota; Metazoa; Arthropoda; Insecta; Hymenoptera; Formicidae
Gene: Tnpo
Product: transportin 1
Exons: 15
Coding region: 734-3418 (894 amino acids)
Biological process (GO): protein import into nucleus
Molecular function (GO): small GTPase binding
Source: RefSeq, a predicted model, not a curated record